Messenger RNA from Mercenaria mercenaria, 6636 nucleotides. RefSeq lists its product as uncharacterized. The coding region runs from base 160 to 6621 and encodes 2153 amino acids. Lineage: Eukaryota; Metazoa; Mollusca; Bivalvia; Venerida; Veneridae. The record is from RefSeq and is a predicted model, not a curated record. The transcript is spliced from 49 exons. Gene Ontology annotation, molecular function: signaling receptor activity.
CCGUGUAUAUAUGGUACCUGUGAGCCAGGCUGGUAUGAGUACUAUGACAAUUGUUACUAUGUUUCGGAUUCACGAUACAAUCAUCGGGAUUUGGAACAUGCAUGUGCUUCGAGAAAUGCUAGUUUGUGGAUCUGGCAUUCAACAGAUGAACUGAAAUGGAUGACAAAACUGGUUAGUCAGGGUGCAAGAAUACUUUACUGGACAGAUCUGCAGUUGGUAAACAGACGAUGGAAGUUUAUGGAUGGUACUCCAUAUAAUUCACGAAAUAUACCAUGGUAUAGGAAUAAGGAAGGGGACAGAAACAGUAAUUCAAAUAAAUGUGCUGCAUUGUACUCUUACAAACCAGAUAUUGGAAAAAUACAAGCUAGAAGGUGUACAGAUGGCUGGGGAACUAUAUGUGUCCGACCUAAAGCAAUGCUGGAUCUGUGUGACCUGGCUGAUGGUUGGCAGUAUAGAGAUGGUAGAUGCCUCAAAUUCUUUGAUACUCCACAGUCCUGGUUCAACGCGAGGAAAACUUGCCAAGCAAAUCAAGGAGACCUUACAAUUUACAAGAACUAUGAUGAACUCAGAAGUCUUGACAGUCUUAUCACAUGUCGUACCAUUGAUAAUGUAGCCUGGAUUGGACUCUCAGACACUGUUCAGCCCAGAAUGUGGAGGUGGAUAAAUAACGAUACGGUCAGAUAUUCAAGAUGGUAUUCAUAUGGCAAUCAAAUUUUAAAGAAUGGCUCUACCUGUUCAGCUGCAUCUCCUAUUGAUGGUUGGGCCUGGAGAAACUAUGUUUGUGAUACACAACUCAAGUUUAUAUGUAACAGGUCUCUUGGUGUAUGUCCGGCUGGAUGGUUGCAGAAUCAGGACAGAUGUUAUGAUCCUAAUGUUGUAGAUACUGCCAAGAAAACUUGGUUUGAUGCUAAAACAUACUGUGAGAGUAUUGGAGCUUCUCUUCUUGUUAUCAAUAGUCAGCAGGAACAGUCUUUCAUCAAUGUCACAUUGAAUUCACUGAAAGUGAGCAGGGCAUGGCUCGGAUUUUCAGAUAUGAAUCAGUCAGAUACCUUGCAAUGGUUAGAUGGAAGAUUAGCAAAAAAUGCAAGUUCUUACCAACUGUGGGACAGAAAUUUUCCAAAGCCGAUUGCCAAAAGAUUUGAUUGUGGACUUAUAGUGAAAGGUCUAAUGGAUUCUAGAUGGUCCAAUGUCUACUGCUUUAAGCCAACAGCUUUCUUCUGUGAGAUGUCGAUCACAACAGUUCCCUUCAACCCUACAGUUCCUCCAGUAAACUACAUUUGUGAUCAUGACUGGGUUCUGUUCCGAGGAGAGUGCUACUAUUUUGGACCAGUUCGUAACCAGUCCUUGAAGAACUGGUAUGAUGCCAAUGACUUUUGCAAGAGCUCUGGAGCACAACUGGUUGUCAUUGGAAACCCAUACGAGAUGUCAUUUGUGACUGUUCAGCAGUCAAAAAUUGUUACAGCAUGGAUAGGUCUCAAGUAUGAUAAAUCUAAUGAUGUCUUCAGAUGGGUGGAUGGUUCAACCCCUGGACAAUACUGGGCUAAUGAAACCAAUUUUUACCCUGGUGAACCAGACGAUUACAAGAAUGGACAGGAAUGUAUUCAGAUUAUUGGAGGACGUAGGGAUUAUACAGGAUCAUGGGAUGAUGGAAAUUGCUCAAUACAGCAGGGGUUCAUCUGUGAGAAAAAUGCUGUUCCUAAGGUGAUACUGCCACCAUCAGGCCCACCUGUACCUACUCAGAUUUCACCGCAGUGUGGUUUUGGUUGGAUCUCUAGUACCAGUAAUAAUUUCUGUUACCAAGUGGUUCUUGGACUGCCAAAGACAUGGCAGGGAGCUAAAGCCUAUUGUCAGCAGAAUGGUGGGGACCUACUCAGUAUAUCUGGUGUGAGUGAACAGAAUUUCGUUCAAGCUGUGUUAUCAUCUGGAAAGUAUGCUUCUAUACAGCUGAACUUUUGGAUUGGUGCUACAGACCAGACACAGGAAGGAGGCUGGCACUGGAAUGAUAACACACCAUUCAGGUAUUUGAACUGGCAUCCAGGUGAGCCUAACAAUGUGAUGUUUGGUGCCCAGCCUGAAGACUGUGCUGAGAUGGUACCAGCCUGGAACUACCAGUGGAAUGAUAAAUAUUGUAGCAAGGAACAGGUCUUCAUCUGCAAGAAAAAUGCUCUGAUGACCACUGCUAUAACUGUGGCUCCACCUACAGGUUUCAAUAAAGGUAAUUGUCAUGGAGAGGCCAUGAUAUCAGGGAACUACAGUCUGGUUGAUACAAGGUCAUUCACCUCGUCAACAGCACGCGAUGCUCAACAUUUAGCCAUCAAUUCAAGGCUGUUCCCCGGUAACAUGCAAGACUUUUAUUUUGAUGGAACGGGUUUUCGUUUAAUAACAGGUGGAGCUUGGUCAGCUAAAACUGCAAAUACUAACCAUAUAAGCAGUGACUUUUCUACAACAAAAUUUGUGGUGAAAGGUAUAUCCACAGCUGGACGGACAGAUGUUGAUGAAGGGAUAUUUUCAGCGAACAAUGACUCCUCUACAUCAGUUACAAACGUGCUGUUCUUCCCAUUUGAAGCCAAGCAAGUGAAGCGGUUCCUGUACAAUGCACCAGGGUAUAUCCCUCAGAUGGGAGAUUCUUGGUGCUUGAAGGCAGCCGUUACGCCCGUUACAAAGAUACUUCACCACAUGUUGGAAAACCCCCAAACCUCUGAUACUAACCAGUGGAUUCAGGUAGAUUUAGGUAAUGUAUUUGUGGUUCGUGGUGUAACUGUGAAGGGUAACCCAGCAGCACAGGAGUGGGUAACACAGUUCAGGGUGAAGUAUGGUCUGGAUGGUACCUCAUUCGUCUACUACCAGGAACCAUAUGGAAAACCUAAGACAAUCUCAGGGAAUGUAGAUAACAGUUCGCCUGUAACAUAUUACUUCAAGUCUCAUUUCCAAGCUAAAUUCAUCAGGAUACAACCAACUGGCUGGAACACAGGGAUAGCACUAGCUUUUGAUGUCCUAGUUUGUCAGAAUGGUUGUAAUGGGGUAGCAUUAAUGAGUGGAAAACAUCAUAUUGCUGAUAAACAGUUAAGUGCAUCAUCAGUACUUGAUAACCGACACACCGUCAGUAGAUCUCGUCUAAAUCUCCCGGCCAAUGGAGCUUAUGGCGGAGCAUGGAUACCCAAAUACAGUGAUAAACAGCAAUAUCUGAAGGCAGAUUUGGGGUUUGCGAUACAGAUUACAGGAGUAGCCACCCAGGGUGCAUUUGACUCUGGGGACUGGGUGAAAACAUACAGACUUAGUUAUUCCAGUGAUAAUGUUAAAUGGGUGUAUUACUAUGAAUUAGGAAGCAGUCCAAAGGUAUUUGAUGGUAACUGGGAAAACAAGAUAGUGAGAAAACAUAACCUGUUGAUACCAUUUAUAGCCAGGUAUAUACUGAUAUAUCCUCAGACCUGGAACAACAGAAUCGCUCUCAGAUGGGAACUUUAUGGCUGCCCUGGUGCUGCCUCAGGUGUUAGAAUUGGUUGUUUUGCUGAUGAUGAUCAUGACCGAGACCUUCCCUUUGAGCCUUACACUGACCCCAGGGUGGGAAUGUGGCCCCCAAUGUGUGUGGACCAUUGUUUCAGAAAAGGUUACUACUAUGCAGGGUUACAGGACCAGUUUAAAUGUUUCUGUGGUAACUCAUAUGGCAAGUAUGGUCCAGCAACGGACUGUAAACUCUCGUGUUUUCCAAAGACAAACUUUCAAUGUGGAGGACCAACUUCUAACAUCAUCUAUACAACAGGAAUGUCACCAGAAUUCAAGAUCUGUCCAACCAAUUGGAAGUCUUACAAUAAUCGCUGUUAUAUACUGAUCUUGGACAAGCAGUCAUGGUACGAUGCACGAGCUAGCUGCAAGUCUGAGGGUGGGGAUCUCGCCUCACCCAAUAGUCAGGCAGAGCAGGACUUUGUCUUCAGUCUGCUUCAGUAUGCAAAUGGUCAGAGUACUUGGAUAGGUUUUAAUGACAUACAAGAUGAGUCUGUGUUUAACUGGGCUGAUGGUCGGCAGGUUAAAUACACAAACUGGGGUUUAAACCAACCAAGCCAUACGGCUAAUGCCAACCAAGAUUGUGUUCUAAUGCAGAACAAAUCUGGAGGCUGGCAGGACGCAUCCUGUGAUGUCAGUCACAUGUUUGUGUGUCAGAUGGACAAACAGCGAGCUAGUAAGCCAGUUGCUACAGUAGUACCUACUGGGUGCCGGACUGGCUGGGAUGGGUACCGGUGGUCCUGCUACCUUUAUGGGGAUGCCAAAAGGACUUGGCAAGAGAGCAAAGCAGUGUGUGAAACCUUUGGAGGAUCUUUGGCUCGGAUUGGAGAUAGAUAUGAACAGUCAUAUUUAUCAGGUGUGCUGGGUGCCAGAACAGGACAAUAUUGGAUAGAUGUAAAUGAUCUAGCACAGCCGGGAACCUACCAGCACACUGUUGGAAGACCAUCCCUGGCAUUCACCAACUGGGCAAAAAAUAAACCAGAUGGAACCUCGCAGUGUGUUUCCAUAGGAAGUGGUAACAUGACCGGCUUAUGGAGUAAUCAGCCAUGCACUAACAAGGCUGGGUUAGUAUGUAAGAAGACCAGGGUAGGAUACACUGCUCCAACCCUGCCCCCAGCAACAACCACACUCCCUCCUUGUGACCCAGGACUCAUACAGACACCAAGCUAUUGUUAUCAGGUGAACAAGGUUGCCAGUCAUCUAGAGCGCACCUGGGAUGAAGCUCUGGAUGAUUGUGUAAGCAAGGGAGGUAAUCUUGCUUCAUUCCACAGUGCCGCUGACAUAGACUAUGUAUGGAGAAACGCUCUUGUAGGAACAUCAACAUCAUUUUGGAUUGGUCUUAAUGACAGAGCUUCAGAAAAUGGGUAUGUAUGGACUGAUGGAAGUGCAGUCAAUGUUUUGAACUGGAAUGUUAAACAACCAGACAAUUACAACGGUUUUGAAGACUGUGUGGAGAUGUGGAGUUCUACAUCAAAAUGGAAUGAUGCAGCAUGUAUGUCAAGGAAUAACUGGAUCUGCAUGGUGAAAAGAGGACCAGGUGGACAUUUUACAACAUUGAAAACAGUGACAGCACCAGCCACUCAGUCUAGUGCACUAUGCAAAAGUCUAGUUGGAAGUGGAUGGGUAGCCUAUCAUGGUUCCUGUUACAGAGCUAGUGAUGGAAACGGAGACCAGGGGAAGUCGUGGAGGCAGGCUCGACGGACUUGCCAACAAUCUGGCGGAGAUCUUGCAUCCAUACUCUCUCAGGCAGAACAAGCUUUUAUAUAUCUUACACUGUUGAAGAAUAUAUCUGCAAAUUCAGUGUGGAUUGGCUUGAAUGCUCUUGACCUGAACAAUGGAUAUAAAUGGUCUGAUGGUUCUGUUGUGACAUACUAUAACUGGGGGAAGAAUGAACCAAAUGAUGCUGGCGGAGAGGAAGAUUGUGUAGACAUCUUCCUCAGAACUGGUAACUGGAAUGAUGACCACUGUUCCUACCAGAUGGGAUAUAUUUGUAAAGUACAGUUGGGUAUGCCACCUACCCCACCUGUUCCCACUGGACUAUGGGCAGGAAAUUGUCCAACUGGUUUUAAUCUACUAUAUAACAGAUGCUACAGGAUAUAUCUUACCCCUGUUAACUGGACAACAGCCCUGGCUAAUUGUAAAGGACUAGGGUCUGGCUACAACCUUGCUAGCAUUCUGGAUGAUGUCACAAAUGCCUUUAUAACAACUAUGAUGGCAGCGAUGAAAGUAAAUCCAUGGAUAGGUCUACAUAAGAACUGGGGGAACCAGCUGUUGUGGGUGAACAAUGAUGAAACAACUUAUACUAACUGGGCACACAAUGAACCUAACGGUAAACAAAACGAAGCUUGUGUACAGAUAAUGGGGUAUCCUGGUAUGGUUGGACAGUGGAAUGAUGUAAGCUGUGCAACUACUCAUGGAUAUGUUUGCAUGACAAAGAAAGAUCCAACCAUUAGUACACCAGAACCGGUUCCCAGUAUCUGUGAUGUAAAGCAAGGACAGAAGCUGUUCCAGACUGGGUGCUAUUUCUUUGUACAUAAAGCGGUCAACUGGUCAGCUGCAAAUGAUUACUGUAUUCAACAAGGAGGAGGAUAUUUGUCAUCAAUAAACUCUGGAUUUGAGCAGGCGUAUAUAUACCUGACCAUGAAACAGAACAAUGUUGAUGCAGUUUGGAUUGGUUUGAAUGAUGUCAAGCAAUCUGGAACAUAUACAUGGACAGAUGGUUGGCCAGUGUUGUACACAAACUGGGAUGCUGGGCAGCCGGUAGGUGGUCAAGGGUGUGUGAUUGUCAAUGCUACAGGAAGAUGGAUUGAUACUAACUGUACCUCUCCAUAUCCAUCAAUAUGUAAAAUCUCCUCGGCAUCCCCAUCACUGACCCCACCAGCCCCUAAUGGACUGUGUGACCCUGGUUGGUACUCUUACAGUAGUCAGUGUUACUACCUGGGCGUGAAUAUUCCUAGAACAGCACUGGAUGCUGGUUUCUAUUGUCAACAACAUAAAGGGGCACUUGUAUCCAUUCACAACCAGACAUUGAACCAGUUUCUUGUCAAAACUAUGACAUCAUUGGCUGUCAAUGGUCAGAGCUUCUGGACUGGUUUACAUAAGUCAAUAGAUUGUAAGUAAGAUUGCAGUGUUUAA